Messenger RNA from Harpia harpyja (harpy eagle), 1073 nucleotides. It is a transcript of the gene ERP27, whose product is annotated as endoplasmic reticulum protein 27. The coding region runs from base 1 to 843 and encodes 280 amino acids. Gene Ontology annotation, cellular component: endoplasmic reticulum. The record is from RefSeq and is a predicted model, not a curated record. Gene Ontology annotation, biological process: protein folding; response to endoplasmic reticulum stress. The transcript is spliced from 7 exons. Lineage: Eukaryota; Metazoa; Chordata; Aves; Accipitriformes; Accipitridae.
AUGGGGAGGAGAGGGCAAGCUGGUACCAUGGGCGCCUCCGUCUUCCCGUGCCUCUUCGUUAUCCUGCUGGCCGGGGGAUGCCCAGCAGGUUGUGCUGGAGACGGCAGCUCCGCGUCCCACAGUACCUCUCCAGGCGCAGAGAAGCCUAUCCUAUUGAACAACAUCGCGGACGCCGAAGCCUUCGUCAGCCGUGCAGAGGUGGCGGUCAUUGGAUUCUUCCAGGAUCGGCGGAGCCCCGCAGCGUCCCAGUUUGAGCGGGCGGCCGGCCGCGUCGCGGAGGUUCCCUUCGGCCUCAGCACCAGCCCCGCCGUCCUGUCCCGCUACGGCGUGGCGGCGAACACCCUCACGCUCUUCCGUAGGGUAGACAAUGACCGGAGGGAUCUCGAUAUGAACAGCAAAGAUGUUGAUGCCGAGAAGAUUACUCGUUUCAUUCGGAUGAAUGAGCUCCGCCUGGUCACAGAGUACAACCCUGUGACAGCAAUAGGUGUGAUGCAGAGUUCACUCCAGCUUCACCUCCUCCUGAUCACAGACAAGAUGUCCCCAAGGCACCCCGAGCAAAUGCGCAGAUAUCGGGCGGCAGCGGAGCUCUUCAAGGGGAAGAUUCUUUUUAUCCUGGUAGACAGCAAUUUGAAGAGCAAUGAACAAACAGUGUCAUUCUUCAAACUGAAGAAGUCCCAGCUGCCAGCUCUGGCUAUAUUCAACGCACCAGAUGAGAAGCAGGAUGUGUUGACUCUGGAUGAAGUCUCUGUUGAGCGUGUACAGGACUUCUGUAAUCAUUUCUUACAAAGAAUGCAGAAGAAAGAAGAUGAACCUGAAGAGAAGACCCUCAAUGAGGAGCUCUGAUUCUUUGUCAGACAACAGGAUGACUCUGCCCAGAGUCAUCUGUUUCUGGUGUAUGAAGAGUUCACUGAGCCCCGCAGCUCAGGAAUUCCUGGGAUAGUAAGAUUAAGGGGCCAAGUCAGUCAUGGAUUCCCAUCUCCAUGCUUUGUAUGUAUAUGCUGCCUGUCCUCUCUAGGAAUCUCUCCUCCCUUCUCAUUUGCUGGCUCCAGCUCUCUUUUCUCAGUACUCCAGGA